CCUCCACACAAUCCUCGGUUCAGACCGUGAACAGACAGUGCCCGAGCUCUUCCUCUCCCUUUUCUCGCUCUCACCUGGUCACACCACCACCGUCAACCAAGUCUUGCUUCGAGGUGCAACCGCGAAAGCUCACUGUGCUUUCUCCUCAACCAUUAACACACCUUCACGCUAAUUGCAACAGUUAAGACGAGACAACAUGACGCAUCACCACAAACUACCAGUAAUUCACCCCUUCCGCACCAGCCAACAGUCUUCCACUCCCACCACAGCUUGAACCUUCAGUAACGAGAUUUACUAUUAUGGAAAAACAGUCAUCACAUCUUGGACCGUACUACUCUCGCACCGUUUCGAGUGUGGUGACUACUGCUCUGGAGAAAGUGGUUGUCUCAGAACUCGUUGAGCAAAAGUUUGCGGCAGGUGUAAAAGAAUCUCUCUUGUAGUUUCUCACGUUGUGUGAAGAAUAAUGUAAACUGAAUCAUUGAACGGAGGACACGAUUGAGUUCAGGAUUUGUACACAUUCUGUUUUUUUAGUUUUUUACACACGUCGAGGAGUUAUUUAAUCACCAAAAGUAAUGGUUGCAAUACUCAUUGAUUCCUUGGUCAUGUUUGGUUUGUCCUCAUGAAUGUGGAGCAGCUGCCUCUGAUUGCAGCAGGAGGAGGCGGAGUGGGAGGAGUGGUGGGAGGAGGCGGCGGCGGUGGAGUCGUUGCGACCGAGGAAGAAGAAAACAUUUCGUUCUUCCUUGCCGACCGUGAAGGUGGGUGUAUAAGAAAGCCAGUCGAUGGUUUUAGGAGCCACUACGUUGCUUCGAAUGCUGCAAUAUUUGAAGAUCUAGGACCCUCUUUAAUGUUAAAAUCAUCAUUAAUGUUUUCUUAGUGAUCCCCAAACGACUUGCGUAAUUCCCCAAAACUAUAAUUAAACACAAUUAAUAAAAAUAGACUUAAUUCUGUCAUAAUUCUAUAAUUCGCUGGACAAGUAACAACCAUACCCGGAACAUUUAAUACAAAGUGUGAAGAAAGUGAAGGUAUUUUUUAACAUUGCGUUUUGGAAUGAGGGUUGACCAUGAUCCUGUAUAGUGCUUGCUCAGUGUAUUAUUAUACAUUUAUAACUAUGCACUUCUCGUAUAUUUGACUUGGUUAUUUGUGAAAUGACUUUCGAGGAUAUAAAUACGUACAAUUACGACAUGGAUCAUACCCCUUUUUUCCUUCCCCAGCACUAAGAAAACUGAAUGCCAGGGAUGAUUUCUACUGCAUUUACACUAAACUUGGCAAUUCCUGUAACUCACGUAAGCAGUGAGACGAAUGAAAAAGUGGUUGAUUAACACGUACAAGACAAUGAGCUAGUGAUAUGGCUCCUGAAAGUUUUGCUCACAAUUUUCUAUUCUAUUUUCUCCUCAUCGUUUCCGGAAUACUUUUGAAGCAAGGUACAUGCUCCGAAGACGAAGAGAGAUUAGUACGUGAUCUUUUUCGUGGCUAUAAUAAAUUGAUAAGACCAGUGCAAAACAUGACAGAAAAAGUGCAUGUGAAAUUCGGUCUUGCCUUUGUCCAGCUCAUCAACGUGAACGAGAAGAAUCAAAUCAUGAAGAGCAAUGUGUGGUUGAGACUUGUAUGGUCCGAUUACCAACUAAGGUGGGAUGAGGCAGACUAUGGAGGAAUAGCAGUACUUCGAUUGCCACCCGACAAAGUUUGGAAGCCAGACAUAGUGCUGUUCAAUAAUGCUGAUGGUAAUUACGAAGUGAGAUACAAAUCAAAUGUUUUAAUAUAUCCAAAUGGAGAAGUGUUGUGGGUCCCACCUGCAAUUUAUCAGAGCUCUUGUACAAUAGACGUGACCUACUUUCCAUUUGACCAGCAGACUUGUGUCAUGAAAUUUGGCAGUUGGACAUUUAAUGGAGAUCAAGUUUCACUCUCAUUAUACAACGAUAAAAACUUUGUCGACCUGUCAGAUUAUUGGAAAUCAGGGACAUGGGAUAUAAUUGAAGUGCCAGCCUAUUUGAAUGUGUAUGAUGGAAAUCACACUGAAACGGACAUUACGUUUUACAUAACAAUUCGAAGAAAAACACUCUUCUACACUGUAAAUUUACUGCUCCCCACAAUGUUAAUUUCAACGCUCUGCGUCUUGGUUUUCUACUUGCCAGCUGAAGCAGGAGAGAAAGUGACUCUGGGUAUAUCUAUCCUGCUUUCACUGGUUGUGUUCUUGUUGCUCGUGUCCAAGAUCCUUCCACCGACUUCCCUUGUUCUCCCGCUCAUCGCCAAGUACCUCCUCUUCACCUUUAUAAUGAACACCUUCUCUAUUUUGGUUACCGUUGUCAUCAUCAACUGGAACUUCCGAGGGCCACGAACCCAUCGGAUGCCCCAUUGGAUACGCGUGGUCUUUCUCAAAUAUCUCCCGAUUUACCUAUGUAUGCGGCGACCCAGGAAGACCAGGCUCCGAUGGAUGAUGGAAAUGCCAGGUGCCGAAGUUCCGACGUUCGGAACUGCGGAGCGGGCCCCUCCGAAUCCAGGCUUCCAUAUACCUCCAGACAUCCCUGCCAAACACUCCUUAGAAGCCCUGGAGCUAGCUGACCUUCAUCAUCCUAACUGUAAGUUAGGGGCACACUACAAAAACGCUCAAGAGCGAGAGCGAGAGCGAAGGGAGAGUGAAAGCUCAGAUUCCUUGCUACUAACUCCAGAAGCCUUCCGAGCGACGGAGGCCGUGGAAUUUAUUGCCGAGCAUCUCAGAAAUGAAGAUGAGUACAUCCAAAUUCGUGAAGACUGGAAAUACGUUGCAAUGGUAAUUGAUCGGCUUCAACUUUGGAUUUUCUUCCUAGUGACAGCCAGUGGGACUUUUGGCAUUUUGUGCAAUGCCCCCCACAUAUUCGAACCUGUCGAUCAAGAUAAAAUUAUUGAACUGUAUCGUGGAAAAUAACAGCGUCGAAACUUUUAUUCCUUCCUUUUACACUUUGUAACAGUAAAACUUGUACUACUAAUGCUCCCUCUUCCUCAGCCGUCUUGGGAUUAUACUGGCACAUCAAAAUUCUGACAAAAUGCUCUUCACUGACGGUUUUAUACGAGGUGAAGGAAUCAGUGAUAACUUAUAAUCCAUGUGUCAACCCACAUACAUAUUUAUAACGCGUCACCAACAUCCAUUCAUGGCCAUGGACUGUAUGACGGUCUACACUUUUGUAUGUACUGUUACUCUGAUGUAAUAACGUGUUUAAAUUGUCUUUUGGAAUUAAAAUCUUAAUUCUCAGAGGUGAAAGCUUCUAGUAACAAUACCCGCAACCUCUGUGUGCUGAAUAAUUUUGUCAAUGUAUGUCAAGGCGAGUUGUGUUUGUAAUGCUCGAAAAUGCUCAAUGGUAGAUUGAUACUCUAAAAAGAAAGCAAAGGAUCGAAUAAGCCAGCGAUAGAUUAGGACAAAAUCAUACCACUUUAAUACCAAUAUUACUUAUUAAUUAUAAGUUGAACUAGUUUCUUGAAAUCUUUAAUAACAUAAUUAAUUGAUAAAAUACAUGAUUUGGUCCUGGAAUACCAUGAAAUUAUGCAAUUUAUGUGUAACUAUAAGUUAACGAAUCAACCUAAUUAAUAUUAAUACUGCUAUUUAUACUAUUGCAACAAAGAACCAGUGUCGAGUGCUAAUAUUGAGAACCCUCGUAAACUUAACAGUUUAAUUGGUUAACAUAUGUAUGUAGACGUUGUAUAACAUGCUGUAGUGAAUACAAAUCAUUAUUAUUAUGUCAACCUAUCCGCAAUUAGUUCGAGGAAAAUAUUGUGAAUUAUCCAUUUACCCGUGAUUACGAGUUGUAAAAACCUGUCGAUUAUGUAUUUACUGGUGACACCAAACAGUUUAGUUGCACAAAUACUGCACAUUAAGAUGCUUAUUAAUCUACCUUCCAAACCUGCUUCUGUGUAUUAUUGAUCAGUCAAUAAUUGCAGUUUGACUCUCCAAAAGUUAGGUAUUAUUAUUAGAGUGGCAUUUAGUCGCCCCUUGUCUAUUCUUAGCGUAUGUAAAUACCCAAAAUUUAAAGUGUUUCAAUUCAAUGUCCUUCUGCUUUCCUUAUCAGUCGACAAACUUGCUGGUGCUAUUUUUCGUUUUCUUUUCACAUUACUUACCAUCACAGUUAAUUCGGUGCUGUAAGAUUGUUUUAACAAUUUAAACACAACAACAUGUAAAGAAAAUCUGUUGGGAGACAAAUAAUAAUACAUCACUCCAUCUACUGCUUUUGAAUGUCUUAAAUAGAAUACGAUACAAUAGUUUGGAUUAAAAAGUGUGACCGUGGUACUAACUAAAUCAAGUAAACUAAUCAUAAUAAUAUUUCACAAACUGCCGUUUUGUAUAUACCAAUUGAACACUUAUCCGUAACUAAACUAGCUCAUGUAUAGAAAACGCUAGUGGAUAACAUAACAUAGAAUAAGUGUAAGUACAGAAAAUAGGUAACAAAUAAUAAACAACGUCGAACUUUUAGUUUAAACUAAUUGUAAGUUAACGCGACUACGACGACGCGACGACUAUGAAUGGGUCAAAUUUCUGCGUAUUCCAAUACACUUGAUUGUGACCACACAACAAAAGCCGAAAUAAUUGAGCGUGAUUGGAUUGGAAAUACUUAAUAAAUGUUCAUUGCAUGUUUUUAUACAAAGGUAUGUACAUGCUACUACAUUACACUAUACCUACACGUAAGUGAUACGGAUAAUAAGAACUUUGCUAUUGAUAAACGUAUUGUUUUAAUUCUUGCAAGUAUUUUUAAGAGUGAGACUAGGAUAUACAAACAGUCGGAUGAGAUCCAUACAUGCAAUGCUGAAUAUUUAUUGUAUUAUUCCUAAUUUAUAAUUCGGAUAAAAACGUAACACGACAACCACGACUUUCACCACGAGUGGGUUGUCUCGACGGAUGUUACAUCUCCAACAAUCGAAUUACUUAAUACAAUACUCUAGACGACUCUGUUGAUAAAUAAUUCUGGCAAAAUAAACAGUUGAAGAGUGGAUGAAAUUUCUGUACGCAUAAGUAUGUAUGUACUUCUACAUACCCAAUACUACUCCUACAACAUUGUACAUUAAUAAAAGAUUAAUGAACGUAGAGAAACACGAUUUAAGGUGAUAUUAUACUGAACGCCGUGGCGGUACCACUUUUGUGCUACUACACUGCAUGUACAGUUAAUAGGUCAUUGGAGAGGCUCUCGUACACUACAAGCCCGUGUACUUACAUUAGUAUUAUUACAACAUACACGCAGAGAUACUUAUGUACUUCGGUUAACUUAAUAAACAAACUGUUGAGACUUAAAACAAA
Messenger RNA from Folsomia candida, 5257 nucleotides. RefSeq names its product acetylcholine receptor subunit beta-like 1 (gene nAChRbeta1). Gene Ontology annotation, cellular component: postsynaptic membrane; neuron projection; synapse. Gene Ontology annotation, molecular function: acetylcholine-gated monoatomic cation-selective channel activity; transmembrane signaling receptor activity. The transcript has 19 exons. Gene Ontology annotation, biological process: regulation of membrane potential; chemical synaptic transmission; nervous system process. The record is from RefSeq and is a predicted model, not a curated record. Lineage: Eukaryota; Metazoa; Arthropoda; Collembola; Entomobryomorpha; Isotomidae. The coding region runs from base 1346 to 2902 and encodes 518 amino acids.